This is a messenger RNA of Electrophorus electricus (electric eel), 2867 nucleotides long. It is a transcript of the gene rab5ab, whose product is annotated as RAB5A, member RAS oncogene family, b. Gene Ontology annotation, molecular function: GTP binding; GTPase activity. NCBI's taxonomy places the organism in Eukaryota, Metazoa, Chordata, Actinopteri, Gymnotiformes, Gymnotidae. The record is from RefSeq and is a predicted model, not a curated record.
CUGUCACCCGUGUCGAUGCGAAGGGUUGGAAGUUGCGUGCAGAGGGCAGCUGGCCAGCUGGAGCCUAGUUGCAUUCCGGUGAUGAAUUUUCUCCUCGAUAUUAGUCUGUAACUCACCUGUCGCACACUUUCAGAACGCCUUCGUCCUGUUUUAAUCUGGAGACCAGGUAGUUCAUGCGAGGUAUCAGCUGAGAACCACCUUGAGUCCAGAAUAGGUGAGUUGGGUGUAGGUCAUGGCAGGAAGAGGAGGAGCUACAAGACCUAAUGGGCCGAAUGCAGCCAGCAACAAAAUCUGUCAGUUCAAGCUUGUGCUGCUCGGAGAGUCUGCGGUAGGCAAGUCCAGCCUUGUGCUGCGUUUUGUCAAAGGCCAGUUCCAUGAGUUCCAGGAGAGCACGAUAGGAGCUGCCUUUCUGACUCAGACAGUAUGUUUGGAUGACACGACAGUGAAGUUCGAGAUAUGGGAUACUGCUGGUCAGGAGCGCUACCACAGUUUGGCUCCUAUGUAUUACAGAGGAGCGCAGGCAGCCAUAGUGGUGUAUGACAUCACGAAUGAAGAAUCAUUUGCACGUGCAAAGAAUUGGGUUAAAGAGCUUCAGAGGCAAGCUAGUCCCAAUAUUGUGAUAGCUUUGGCUGGAAACAAGGCAGAUCUUGAGAACAAGAGAGCACUGGAUUUUCAGGAUGCACAGUUGUAUGCAGACAACAACAGUUUGCUUUUUAUGGAAACAUCAGCAAAGACAUCAAUAAAUGUGAACGAGAUUUUUAUGGCUAUUGCAAAGAAGCUACCCAAGAAUGAGCCCCUGUCCGGUGGAACUGCCCCAGGCCGCAGCCGGGGAGUGGACCUCGCGGAUACGGCCCAGCCUGCCAAAGGGCCCUGCUGCAGCAAUUAGUUGCAAAUACACAGACACACCACCUCCCAACUAACUCCGCAUCACUUCUGGACAUGGGGCGCAUUCUUCCAAACCCAGCUCUCUGGAACUGCUAAAGACUCUGUAUAGCUAUGUUUCUAAUACCUUAUUUUUCUUUGUUUUUGUUUGUUUGUUUUUUUAAAACUUUUUUUUAAGAAAAUAUAAAUAAUUCAGUAUAAUGGAUGCAUGUAUCACUACAAAGCCUAAGUAAACAUUUUUAACCUGACUCAGCAGAAAGAUUGACUAGUCUGAAUGAGAGAAGAAGAAUGAGCGGUUGCUUGUGUGAGUGCUUGGUUUAGUUUUAAGAACAUUUAAUUAGUGAUCUAAUCUGCUGACUGGGCCACAUUAAUGCUAAGUUUGGGUAGCACUUUGGAUGCUUAUAUUUGCGGCUUGGUCCAACAGUGCAUUUGGCUUCUGUUUCUUUUAAGUGACAUAGUGUUGAGGGGGAGCAUGGAGGUAUCCUGAACAAAGGACUGUAGCUGUUAACUUACAUUCACCUCUCCAAACAAUAGAGAAAAAGCUGAAUUUUAUGCAUGUUUUGACCAUUAAUAUGGGAAGAAUUUGUCUUUUUUUUUUUUUUUUCUUUUCUUAGAACAAUCACAAUUCAUAUAGUAGUGUACCAUCCAGGCCUGUCCCAUUUUGCCACCCAAAUAAGGCACAGACAUCAGUGCAGUGUUUAGCAGCUUGAAAGGUGUUAAAGAAUCAGUGGAGGCUAAAUGUGUUUGUUUUAUGAGCUGGACCAAAACCCUGUGCUUCACAGGUCUUGGUCCAAGUGUGUAUGUUGUGUGCAGUACUUGUGCAGUGAACAGGCAAGACAUCUCGUUCUGACUCAGUUUCUGCCACCCAGCUGCCACAGUAUACCCCAUUCUGUUCUAUUUUAGAGAUUUUAAGAAUAUUAGUUACCUGGUAGCUUCACUUCACCCAUUACUAUCCUGGAUAAGUGCAGUCCAGUUCUCUAUUGAUUUGAGAAAUAGCUUAUUGUCAUUUAAGUAGGUGGCAAAGGGUUGUGAGACGUGUAGCUUUGUGGACUACUGAUGGCUCAGCCCUUACUGGGUUCUUGGCUUUGUGUUCCACAUACAUUAUGGCUGCUUCACUCAGGUAAUGAGCAAGUGAAGAGCAGACGAGAAGAAGUCAUCACGGUCACUUCUGAGCCAGUUCAGGGGCCUUCCAUCAUAAUGUCUGGAAUAUAUGAAAAUGGUUGCAGCAUGUUUGAUGCAAUAAUAUGAGGAGGCUGUGUGGGCCUUGGGGAGCUUCAUGGGGACUCAACCCACUUGUUACCAGUCAUUCUUCAAAAGUGACAUCAAUUAAUUAAUUAGUUAAGAUUGAACAUAUUACAGCCAUUAAUGGCUAUAGUGCUUAACAGUAAACUGGUUUAAAAAAUUUCCAGUGCAGCCUCACUGAUUUCAGAAGAAGACCAGAUCAAGUUAGUCUAAAUGCUUGAAUAUACAGGAGAAAUCUUGAUUGCUACAAUACUAAUCAUUUGCCAUGACAGACCAUAUGUACCCAUUCUUCUUUAUUGUAUAAUUCCCUUUUAAAACCCUUUGUUUUCACAGACUCGUCAAAUAAUGGUGGUCUUUUCAUGUAUGUAGUGUUAUUAACAAAUCAAGUUGACAGUUACCCAGUGUUUUGCCUUGUACUUCUUUCAAGAUGCUAAAUGUUUUUUAAUUCCUAAUAACCUAUCAAAUUGCACAAAUUUAAAUUGUAUUUUUAGUCAUCAUAAUAUUGGGACUGCCUGAUGUUUCUAUAGUGUGAUUAAACUCAAAUGGACCAUUGUGGGCUUGCUUAACUGUACUGCUAAUUUGCCACAGAUAGCUAAGUUAAUUAAUAGGCAUUUUGAGAGCCAAAAAUUGAUUCAGUGACAUCAUUGGCACUGAGGGUGUGGUGUGUUUUUGGGGUUGUGGGGAUUUUUUUUAAUGUCCAGGUACUAGUUAUUAUUUCCAAUAAAGGGGGUGAAUUGUAUGCA